Molecule: messenger RNA, 1802 nt
Organism: Acaromyces ingoldii
Lineage: Eukaryota; Fungi; Basidiomycota; Exobasidiomycetes; Exobasidiales; Cryptobasidiaceae
Exons: 4
Coding region: 98-1642 (514 amino acids)
Biological process (GO): mRNA processing; regulation of mRNA splicing, via spliceosome
Cellular component (GO): spliceosomal complex
Molecular function (GO): RNA binding
Source: RefSeq, a predicted model, not a curated record
GCGAGCUUCCUCUACGAACAAAGGAGGAGGAGAAAGGAACGAGGACGGGCGCGGCGCAUACACAGAGAGGAGAAGAGAGAGAGAGAGAAAGGGAGGCAUGUCGGGCACGAGCUACAGAGGCGUCUCAGCGGCGCAGGAUGGGCGGUACAGGAACAAGGAGCAGACGCUGCUCAAGAAGCUCAAGGACCAGGGCCAGUUCCCGGCGCAUUUCGAUCAGAAGGUGGACAUGGCCAAGGUCAAGCUCGAGGUCAUGAGGCCCUGGAUCGCAGAGAAGGUCAGCGAGCUGCUCGGAUUCGAGGACGAUGUCGUCGUCGAAUACGUCAAUGGCAUGCUCGAGGACAAGGACAACCGGACUCCCGAUCCCCGCAAGCUGCAGCUCUCGCUCACAGGAUUCCUUGAAACCAAGACGCCAGUAUUCAUGUCGGAGCUCUGGACGCUGCUUCUCUCUGCCCAAAAGUCCGUCGGCGGCAUUCCUCAAGAAUUUGUCGAGCGCAAGAAGCAAGAGCUGCGAGAGGCGCGGGAGAAGGAUGCCGGCGCGAUCCGUGACAGCGGCGUCAUCCACUACCAGGGGCGGGCAGGCGCGGAACUGGGUUCAAGGGCGGGGGAAAGGGGAAGAGGACGAGGGAGGGGAAGAGGCGGGAGCCGGUGGGAUGGGGGCAGGAGCCAGGAGUUCAGGGACAGGCAGGGCAACGUCACGCAACGUGUUCAAGACUCAGGUUGGGGCGCGAAGGGCCCACGAGGUCAAGACGAUGACAGAGAUCGGAAUCGACGCAGCCCCCCACCAUACAGACAGGCAGACUACCCGAGGAGAAGGAGCCCCUCGCCCCGUUACGAUCGCCACAGAGAGGACAGGUACGAUGGCUACUCCCGAGAUGCCCCCAGAGGAAACGAUGGCUCUCGCUCGGCGAGGCCAAGGUACGACGACGAGGGCCCGAUGCGCUACUACGACCGACGCCCCGAGGAGGACAAGUACGAGGACAGGGGAAAGCGUCGUUCACCCUCUCCGGAUCCGAGAAGAUACAGGUCGCCCACGUAUUCUCCAGAUGCGCUGCCUAGGAGGCCGAAGGGGAGAUCGGCGAGCUUCGAUUCACGCUCUCCGUCGCCUCGCCCGGUCUACUCUCGGAGAAGGAGAUCGCCUAGCGAGGAUUCGAGGUCACCCUCGCCCUCGCGCGCUCCCAGACGAAAGCGAGAUAGAUCAGAGAGCUAUGCUCCGCUCUCUCCAUCACCGCCGCGCCGCUCGUUGAAGAGACGAGACAGCUACAGCGACUCUGAGGAAGAGUACAGGAGGAGGACGAGGGCAAAGAGGAGGGAAAGCUCAGAGGUGAAGGGCGACCAAACGCCUGACUACCGCCAGCGGUCAAAGGCAAAGGCAGCUGCGAGGUCGCCCAGCGACAGCCCGCGCGGUCGCAGUGGAAGCAAGACGCCAGUCAUGAAGAGGAGAGGCUCGUCGUCAGAUUCGCCAGAGCGAUCCAGGGACGAAGCAGAGGCGAGGGCCCGAGCGCUGGCUUCGCGCAAGAAGCAGCCGCAAAGCGCGCCAGGCGAUCGACUCGAUAAGAAGGACGAGGCGCCUUCAGGUCGGAGUGGGGACAAGAGCAACGUGCUUGCCAAGAGCAAGUGGGCCACUUCGGACGACGAGGACUAGUUGAUACUCUCUAUUUACAAUUCGAUGAGGUCACACUGAUAGAUGGUGUGAUGGAGAAGGAUAUACAAGCAUCAAACAGCGGUGUGAGGCUAGCGAGGAGUUAUGUAUGCACAGCAAAUGAGCAAGGAUCUGGACAGCGAGACGGGAGCAUGAGAGCAAG